Paramacrobiotus metropolitanus is the source of this 3719-nucleotide messenger RNA. Its product is annotated as fibroblast growth factor receptor 4-like. Gene Ontology annotation, molecular function: transmembrane receptor protein tyrosine kinase activity; ATP binding; hydrolase activity, hydrolyzing O-glycosyl compounds. The record is from RefSeq and is a predicted model, not a curated record. Gene Ontology annotation, biological process: carbohydrate metabolic process; cell surface receptor protein tyrosine kinase signaling pathway; positive regulation of kinase activity. NCBI's taxonomy places the organism in Eukaryota, Metazoa, Tardigrada, Eutardigrada, Parachela, Macrobiotidae. Gene Ontology annotation, cellular component: signaling receptor complex. The coding region runs from base 1290 to 3479 and encodes 729 amino acids. The transcript is spliced from 6 exons.
CCUGGAUUUGUGAACGUCGUUGUUUUAUCAGCGGAAUACAACCGAGCCCAAGAAUUCACCAGUGUGUAAAAAAACUGAGAAGCGAUGUUCAGGUGGAAUAUUGAUACGACUACUUUAUGUAUCGACACUGGAAAGCUGGAUAUCAAACGCUUUACGCGCGAUGCUGAUUCGGUUGUUGCGGUGUGUACAUGUAUCUGUAUCUGGUUGUUACGGCUGCUAUCUGGUACUGAAGCCGUCAAGGUGUUAAUGGCAUUUCCGCUGUCGAUAACAACGGCAACAGCACCGGUACCGCUUGCUAUGUUUAUCACCGCAACUGUAUAUUUAUUUGCACAAGAGCAAAACACGCAUUAAUUUCGGCAAUCAGCGCGCAUAAUCACGAUGUAUUUGUAUGAUACAAGCGCAUAUGCUGGUUGCCUUGUUGAUAUACAUUUCCAUAAUGUUGACGGCCAAUACGGCACUCGUGUCACUUUCCACCGGCACACUUGUACUUCCCCUCUUCGCCGAAGUAUUACGCGCAUCCAGCCCGAAUUAGGCACGCCGAAUUAUUGAUACCGCGAUUAGCGCGCACAUGUCAGCACAAUUAAUCGCCACUAAUCACAAGGAUUGGCUGGUCGCUGCCGCGAAACGCAACCCCCUGGAUACAUGUCGAUACCGCGCAGAUUGUGGAGUUUGGACUGUUUCUGUUUUUCCGCGCGCGAUACCGCGUAUCGGCCGUCAACACGCGGCGCUGCUGCUGCGAUUAAUUAGCACAACUGCCACUUGUGCGUCUUCCCAGUCAGACUGCGCUAUCAUUUAUUUACAGCUACUUGUAGUAAUUAUCAGCGUCUGCUCAUUCUGCCAUUUCACUGGCUUAUUGACGAUUUACUGGAUUUUUUCUUCUGGAUGUAUAUAUGUAUAUUUUGGAUGUAUGUGUAAUUUUCUUCUGGAUGUAUAUAUAUUUUGGCCAUUUUUUGUUAGCGUGUUAAUCGAAUUUGAUGGCUAAAUCAGCGAGUUAACUGACGGAUUACUGCAGAAUUUAUACAUAUAAUUAUGCGAUUAACCGGAAGUGGCAGAACAUGUGCUCGUCUGAUCACGGAUUUCUAUUACUGCGUGAAAUCACCGUGAAUUAUUUAUAAAAAAGUGUGCAGCAAUUAAACCGCCACCGGCGUCGUAUAACGCACGCUUUUUUCCAUUACAUUAAGUACCUGAAAAAUCACACCGCCUCAACUAAUCACUGCCCUCCAGCAAAAAUACGAUUUCCGGCGUCAUGCUCAACACUGCGUAGUCAUUUUCUUACUAUACGUUGUGAAAUGAACGUCGUGAUGUUAUCCGUUACAAUCCUGUUGUGCGGCGUCGCGGGGCUCCUGGACGCCGCCGUCCUCGGCGGGAGGGCGACGAAUCUGCGGGAAGUCUUCCGGGACGACUUCGACGGGCCGACGCUCAACGCCAGUCGGUGGAACGUGGCCGACGUCAAGUCGCAGGUCAACGCGGAGCUGCAGUACUACCGCCCGGACAACGUCCGCGUCUCCAACGGGACUCUCCGCCUGAUCAGCCGGAUGGAGGAGUUCGGAGGGUGCCAGUACACUUCGGGGCGGGUAGACACCGCCGGGAAGUACAGCUUCCUCUACGGCGAGAUUGAGUGGCGGGCGCGGAUCCCCGCCGGGAAGGGCAUCUGGCCGGCGCUGUGGAUGGAGCACCCCCUGUGCCCGGCGGCCCUCCCGUGUCCCAACCACUGGCCCCCCGCCGUCAGCGUCAUCGACAUCAAGGGCGACGCAACCGACACCGUCUACACCACCGUCUUCUACGUGUCCAACGGCGGUCCGGUGUUGAACGCCGCCACCUCGACGAAUCUGUCCCAGGACCUCUCCCGGGACUUUCAUAUAUAUAAGUUGAUCUGGACGGCCGAGGCGUUGCUGUGGUUCGUCGACGGGAAGUUGAUCUUCUCGGUGGUGGGCGCCGAGAAGGUCCCCACGGUGGCGCUGCAGGUGGUGAUGAACGUGGCCGUCGGCGGGAACUUCCCGGGGAGUCCCGACAACACCACGCGCUUCCCGACGGAGUUCCUCAUCGACUACGUGGUGGUGCGGGAGGGUGAGAUUGAUGUGUCGCGGUGGGUCAACAUCACUUCCGGUAUGCGGGAGGUGCUUCCGGGGCCGCCGGUGGUGGCCAUCGUCCUCGGGAGCCUCGCGGGAGUGCUGGUUGUUAGCGUCGCCGGGGUCCUAGUCGGCCUGGUGGUGCACCGGAAGCGGCGCCGACGACUGCGGCAUGGGGAUAUGCGCAAAGGCUCGGCCGCCAGCACCGACUCCACGAUGUUGACCACUCGGUCGCCGUAUUUGGCGUAUCUCAUUAAUUCCGGAUACGAGCACGUCGACUCGGCAAUUCAGCAUUAUGUUAACCUGCUGGAGAUCCCCAUGGCUAACGUCGAGAUCGGCGCUGUACUGGGAAAAGGCGAGUACGGCAUCGUCCGCAAGGGCGUGGCCACCGGGCUGCGCGGUCAGCCGCUGCCCACCCAGGUGGCGGUCAAGAUGGUGCGCGACCGCACCGACCCGGAGCAGAACCGGCAGAUCAUCCAGGAAAUGAAAAUCAUGACGCAGGCCGGUCGUCACCUCAACAUAAUCAACCUCCUCGGGGCGGUCUUUAAAGGCGAGACGUUUCUGCUGCUGGAAUACUCGGAACACGGAUCUCUAUUGAAGUAUCUCCGCUGUCACCGCGAGCCGCUGUUUUACAACCACACGGACGCCGCCGGCCAGGUGCUGGUCUACGACGAGGCGGAGGUCGGCCGCCUGCAGCGGGCGGUGGACAAGGAUCCCCCGGCGACCGCCCAGGACGACGACUUCGACGGGAAGGUGCUGGCGACGCGGGAUCUGAUCAGCUUCGCCUUCCAGGUCAGCCGCGGCAUGGCCUACCUCAACAGCCGCUCCAUCAUCCACCGCGACCUGGCCGCCCGCAACGUCCUCGUCUGCCAGGGGGGCGUGGUCAAGAUCGCCGACUUCGGGAUGGCGCGCCAGUUGUCCGAGUACGUCCUGCUCAAUGAACAGGUGGCGCUGCCGGUGCGCUGGAUGGCGCCCGAGUCCAUCCGGCAGCGGACCUUCUCGCAGAAGUCGGACGUGUGGUCCUUCGGGAUACUGAUGUGGGAGCUGUUCAGUCUGGGGGAGACGCCGUAUGCCAGCUCCGCCCUGGACGUUGGAUACGUCACCGAGUUCCUGGCCGAGCUGCUGAAAGGCGUUCAUAUGGAGCGGCCGCCGGCUUGUCCGUCAAUUAUAUAUGACAUCAUGGUGCAGUGUUGGCGCCUCCGGCCGGAGGAGCGGCCGGUGUUCAGCCAGCUGGAGCAGGAGCUGACCGGGCUGGUGGGGCGCGACUCGGCGCAGAACUACCUCGUCCUGGACGAACCGUAUCAGCAGUUCAACGUCGCGCACCAGAAUCUCCUCGACGAGAUCGUCGACGAGUCGCGCUACGUGCCCACGACGACGGACACCGCCGACUCCGACAGCACGUCCAUUUAGUUGCCACCGGAAACUAAAUUCUGCAAUUACCGGCAAUGCCGGCUAUCAUUUUUUAGGGCUUUCAUCAGAGACUGUAUUUCUUUUUGUAUCUAAAUAAAUUAAAAGCAUGUAUUGUAGAGGUAUACGAGUAUGUAUUAUUUUGUCGGCAACAUUGCUUCGUUGAAGUUUCCGGUGAUGUCUUCGACUGCUGUGAGAACGGUUUUCCCUAGUGGUGUCGCCGAAAACAACAGCUUGUGUUGA